AUUCACGCAAAUAAUCUGGCUUUUCGGUGUUUGACAAAUUAAUUUCCAUGUGAAAACACAAAAUUAAAAUAAAAGUUUUUACUUCACAAAAUGUUAUGCCGACUCUGUUUAAAAGAUUCUAAUUGCUGUUUGGAAAUAUUUGACGUUAAUGGCGAACAAUUGGAAAUUGCAGAAAUAUUGAAACGACAUUUCUGGUUCCAGCCUCUGCCUAAUGACACCAUUUCAACGGUGAUAUGUCGAAUUUGUUGGUUAAAAGUAAGCGAUUUCCAUCAAUUUUAUUUGGCAAUAGAACAAGCACAUUCGAGUCUGAGUGAUACCUGCGUGAAACUUGAAACCGUAACUGUGACUGAUCAGGAUUUUACUGAACAGUCUGUUCAAAUUAAAGAGGAAUGUUCAGAAUUUUUACACAUAAAUGAGAAAGUUGAAGAAUUGGUUAAUCCAUUAUAUGAAGCCGAAUUUCAGCAUAGUAUGAUUGAGGAUUCAGAAGAAGAUGAAAUAAAAACCAAAGAAAUUAAAAAUGAGUCAGACAUUAACAUAACAGAAAAAACACUGAGACAAAAGCGGAAAUAUGUGCGAAGGAAACAAUCAAAAAAAAGUCUGGGAAAGAGUAAAUUGGAUGAAGAUGAAGAGGACAGUGAAGAUGAUGAUGAUGAUGAUGAGCAGGAGAAACCAAAACGGCAAAAAGUUAUUACCUCAACUCCACAAGACGACGCUAUGGUUAAAAAACACAUUCCCAUGGGUUGUGAACUUUGUACAUUUGUGGGCGAAGACUUCACCGCAAUGGCUAAACAUUUCCGUUUGCAACAUCCCAUGAUUAAACCGUACAUUCGUUGCUGCAACAAAAAAUUAAAUAAACGUUUUAAAGUUGUUCAGCACGCGUACAAACACGAGGAUCCUGAUUUUUUUAAAUGUCAGGAUUGCCAAAAAGUUUUUUCUGAUCGGUACACUUUAAAAUCUCAUAUGAUUGCUGCACAUGCCCCAGAGGAAGAACUCAAUUUCGCAUGUGACCAAUGUCCCAAAAAGUUUUCACGAAAACAUUUAUUAGAGUUACAUCGGCCUUCACAUGUACCAAUGGAUGAGCGCUCUUUCAUAUGUGAUCAAUGUCCAAACAGUCGAUUUGCUAGCAAUCAUUUAUUGAAAAUUCACAUAAGCAUGCGUCAUCGUCGGGCAACUAACGUUUGUCAUGUGUGCGCUAAAGAGAUWCGGGAUAAAGCAUCAUUUGAAAAGCACGUACGUUUACAUUUCGAAGACAGCGGACCUCGUGUUAAAUGUCCACGACCUGAUUGCGAUCGAUGGCUUAAGGAUGAAGAAAAUUUGCGGCAGCAUAUGCGUCGACAUAAUGAUGAGGGAUUGGUUUUCAAAUGUGAUGAAUGUAAUCGCGUUUGCAAAAAUCGUCGCGCAUUACGAAGUCAUAUACUUUAUGUGCACUCAAAUGAAGUUUUCACCUGUGAGGAGUGUAAUAAAACUUUCAAAAAAGCAAUUACUUUGAGGGAACAUAUGGCACAGCAUACUGGUGAAAGCCUCUACAAGUGUCCAUUUUGUACUCGAACUUUCAAUUCAAAUGCUAAUAUGCACUCGCAUAAGAAAAAAAUGCACCCUAUUGAAUGGGACGUGUGGCGAAAAACGAAACAAGGGAGUUCACAGCAGUUGAUAAGCAAACAACAGAGCAUUUUGUAAAUAAAAUCCAUAGCAGUAAUAAUAGCUAUUAUGAAAAUUAUCAAUUUCAGAA
Bactrocera latifrons is the source of this 1729-nucleotide messenger RNA. RefSeq names its product transcription factor grauzone-like. The transcript has 5 exons. Bases 91 to 1677 code for a protein of 528 amino acids. Lineage: Eukaryota; Metazoa; Arthropoda; Insecta; Diptera; Tephritidae. Gene Ontology annotation, molecular function: DNA-binding transcription factor activity; zinc ion binding. The record is from RefSeq and is a predicted model, not a curated record. Gene Ontology annotation, cellular component: nucleus.